AUGUUAAAUCACUCUUCCAUGGAAAAUCAAAUAGUGAUGACUGAAUUUAUUCUUUUUGGACUUUCCAGUAAUCCGCAAGUGCUAUUGUUUCUCUUUUUUCUGUUUCUAGUUAUAUAUGCUGCCACAUUGUUAGCAAAUGUUAUGAUUAUAGUGGUAAUAAAAGAAGAGCCAACCCUUCAAACCCCCAUGUUUUUCUUUCUCAAAAUACUAGCCUUGAUUGACAUUUGCUACUCAUCUGUCACUGUUCCAAAGAUGCUGGAAAAUUUUGUAUCAAAGGAGAAAUCCAUUUCUUUGGUGGGAUGUUAUGCACAGAUCUUCUUCUUUAUCCAUUUUGCUUGUGAUGAAAUUUUUCUGCUCACUGCCAUGUCAUAUGAUCGCUAUGUUGCUAUCUGUGACCCUCUUCAUUAUUCAACAAUUAUGAACAAACAGAUGUGUCAACUGCUAGUGGUUGCAACCUUUGUAAUGGGAUUCUUGGAUGGUGCAGUCAACACAGCGCCUUUACUAAAUGUGACCUUCUGUGGAGUCAAUACAAUUUGCCAUUACACAUGUGACCUUCCUGCAGUUUUGAGUUUGUCUUGCAGUGCAACCUUCAUCAAUUUUACAGUGAUUUCUGUCUCUGUUUUCCCCUUUGGUUUUAUACCUUUCCUCUUAACUCUCGUCUUUUACAUUAGAAUCAUUUCAACCAUUCUAAAAAUACCCUCCACAAAAGGAAAGAGCAAAGCCUUCUCCACUUGUAGUUCUCACCUUAUUGUGAUAUGUCUGUUUUAUUUUUCUGCUUUUGUCCAAUACUUAAAGCCAAGUUCAAAGUCUCUGUCAGACCUGGAAAGAGUGGCCUCUAUCCAAUACCUUAUUUUAACUCCUCUGUUAAAUCCUCUAAUAUACAGUUUUAAAAACAGUGAAAUGAAAAAAGGUAUUUGGAAAAAGUUUGUAAAAUGUAUGUAA
Molecule: messenger RNA, 942 nt
Organism: Anolis sagrei ordinatus
Lineage: Eukaryota; Metazoa; Chordata; Lepidosauria; Squamata; Anolidae
Product: olfactory receptor 8B3-like
Biological process (GO): G protein-coupled receptor signaling pathway
Cellular component (GO): membrane
Molecular function (GO): G protein-coupled receptor activity; odorant binding; olfactory receptor activity
Source: RefSeq, a predicted model, not a curated record